CAACCCUAGGGCAUUUAUUGCUGGCGGCGUUAAAUACCCACGUUAUAUUCCGUCUCUACCCGACUUUUCCAUUGUCUUUUGCGCCUCUUUUUUCACCCACACCAAUCCCAAGUCAAAAGGUCUUGACUUCAAAGGAGAAGCUGCUGAAAAUGGAUUCAGGAGUGAAGAAUGCAACAGUGACCAGGGUGAUAGGCAGGACUGGGUCAAGAGGGCAAGUAACCCAGGUAAGAGUGCGGUUUAUUGAUGAUACCAGGGAGAUCACAAGGAAUGUGAAGGGACCAGUCAGGGUUGGGGACAUUCUCACCCUUCUUGAGUCUGAGAGGGAAGCAAGGAGGCUACGCUGAUGCCACCGAUCUUGGGUCAUGUUUUGGUUGGAAUAUUCAUAGAUUUUUCAUUUGCAUUAAUAAUUUGUAGGUUGAACAAAAAAUAGUCUUUUCAGCAACUGCGGACAGUAUCCAUGUCAUGUUUAAUUAUCUCUAGACUAAUUGAGCUUUCCUUUGCUCACCUUAGAAGGUAACACUCUUUGCAGUCUGGAAUGUGUCUUAUUUUGCCA
This is a messenger RNA of Durio zibethinus, 553 nucleotides long. NCBI's taxonomy places the organism in Eukaryota, Viridiplantae, Streptophyta, Magnoliopsida, Malvales, Malvaceae. The record is from RefSeq and is a predicted model, not a curated record.